Molecule: messenger RNA, 150 nt
Organism: Penicillium vulpinum
Lineage: Eukaryota; Fungi; Ascomycota; Eurotiomycetes; Eurotiales; Aspergillaceae
Exons: 4
Coding region: 1-150 (49 amino acids)
Source: RefSeq, a predicted model, not a curated record
AUGUUUGCCCCAGGCCAAGAACAGAUCUCUAAGGAAGAGAUCAAGGCUGGUGAGAUUGAGGCCAGCCAGACCAUCCAGAUGGCUAUUGCCGGUGGUUUCCUCCUCUACUUGUCUCCCUUCGCCGUCGAAUUCGUCCGCAAGUUCCUUUAA